GUUUCACAUUCUGCCUGAAACUACAAUGAAGGUCACCCAGGAUACAGUUACAAUUAGUGAACUGAUGAAAUGGCCGUCUUGUCAAAAAGGACAAACUGUUGAACUAAAAGAUGCUGAUCCAAAUGAGCUUCAGCAGUUUAUUGACAAGAUGUCCGCCAGUAUCAAAGGUAAGAGUGUAAAAUAAGGUUUUUGAUGAAAAGAGGAAUAAGAUUAAACUUACUGUAUGUACGUAAGCUUAGAAACAGGUUGCUCAAGCUUAUGACGAGAGUAGUUAGUUUGUUUUUUUGAAUUGAGAAGCAUAUGGUUAAACCCGUACAUAUUUAUGAAUAGCUGGUCUUAAAUAUUUAAGAUUGAUAAGGGAAAUAUCCAGACUAAAGUUUAUAAAGAUUAACGCUUAUGAAUUUGGUCAACCGGCAAUCCUUGCGUCAAAACGCGCUGUCAACAGUGUCAAGAAGGGUAGACUACAAGAACAACAUCGAUCUACUUAAAAAGAGCAUGAUAUCGGGCUGGCCCCAGUUCUAGUCUUUUGGAGUCAACAAAUCAGAUCAUAUUUAAGACUAGAUGAAAGCUUAGGGUCAAACAUUAGUUAGACUUUCUCAAAGCCCGUUUCCAUUUUUCUUUCUUUCCUUUUUUUUUUUUAAGACUAUUUCUCUGUGGGUAAUUCAUCAACCAGUGCUAGAUGAAUCCGGGAAGAGCUACAUGAUUGUAUUUUUUACCCCUUAAUUCAUUUCGUUGUUUCUAAAUACGUAUCUCACGUUGGCCCAGAAUGUUGAAACACUCUAUAGCGCUAACCUAUCCAUCGCAAAAUUAAACAAGACUUACCUGUAACUUGAAGUUUGAUUGAGAUUCUACCGAGUUAUAAAGUACUGGGAGCCGGUAAAAGUAAAAAGGAAACAUCUCUUGACAAAGAGUAUUAGCCUGCACAAGGCUUCAAACUAGAUUAACUAAAAGAAAUAUACAUGUAGAAUACUCCAUUGAAAGUACGCGCGUACGGUUGACGUAUCAGAGAGAUGCAAAAACAAAUUCGUGCUUAAAUACCGCACAAAGCACUUUCCAUGUGGUUUUGUGUUUCGUAUACAUGUUCAGUAUACAUACCGAGAGAUCAUUCUGUCAGCCUUUUUUUAACGAUUUCCAGAGUGCUAAAAUGAUAAACUUGCUGCCACACAUUGUGAAAUGACUUGAAAGGAAACGACGUCUCUGUGCGUGACGUCGUCGUUUAAAACCUAUAAGUAUUAAAAUUAGAACGAGGGUAAGGAUAUGAGGUACAAGCGCUGAUCUAGGAUAACUACUGACCGAUUUUCUAACAGCGAACGCCGAAAGCGCAAGGUUCUAGGGAGGUCCGGGGGCAUUCUCCCCCUCUGGAAUUUUUCUGAUUUUAACUUCCUAAACACCCUUUUCCUUGGUUUCUGAGUCAUUCAGACAGGAUAUUGGCCAGUUGCGGAUGCAUCCUUGCAAAUCGGCGGAUCACUUCAUCAAGGUCAAUUUCCGUAUUGUAGUGGAUAUGAAGCAAGGCGAGUCCAAACCAUUUUCAAGAUUAACUUGGAAAUUUUUAUAUUAAAAAUGUAUUUAUUAUAAAAAAUUUGACCGAUUCGCAUAAGUCGAUCUGUAGAAACUGGUGUGGAUCCGCGCCUGAGGUAAUACAGGAUUAUACUAUUAGUUACCGUUUUGCUUUAAAGAGUUGCCUGCUGAAAAUAAAUGAGUUUGAGCAAAGUAGCCGGUUUGAAUUAGCUUAAUAGAAAAAUAGCUCCUAUAUGGUCUCAACAAAAUUACCUUUUUGAAUGACUACGAAGCAACUCGCCAAGCAAGGAUGCUGCAAGCACCUAUAACAGGUCGGAAAUUAAGCGUGAAACUCACAAACCGCUGUCGAGGAGAGAGUAGCAAUACUCCUAGGCAUGUUUCAAGCUACAGAAAACUGGAUAAGUUCCGCCCGUUCUAGAAGUAACCACUAAAUAAAUGUAAUAAAUAUCAACCACUAAUGCAAUACUAACCAUUAAUGUAAUAAAUAUCAACCACUAAUGUAAUAAAAAAGUUAACUAAUAAUAAUAAUAAUAAUCAUAGUAAUAAUAAUGGGUCUUUAUUUCACACAAGAUAAAGAUACAUAUCCGAUGUUACAACUGUUUAUGAAUAAAACAUAAAAAAAAACAUAAUGAAAUAAAUAAUAUAAUCAUAGAAUCCUAACUAUCCUGUACUAAGGUUGAGUUUAAAUAUUAAUCUAUUUACAAAGGCAGACAUUAGAUUAUAAGAACAGACUUUCUUUGAAGGAAUAUAUGAAGCUAGCGGGUGAUUGUUUAUAGAAGUUACUUUCUUAAAAAUUUUGCAGUCUUGAUUCUAUUAAUUAACAGAUCCUUGAUUGAAACGGGGUAAGAAAUAAAACGGCGUUUAUGACAUCUAUCUAAAAAGUUCUGUAAAAUAUUAAGAUUAGGUUCAGAAGCUCCAUAUACGGGUAAACCGCCAUAAAUAAAAUUUAGGCGAAACUAAGACAGUGAACAAGUGAUCUAUUUCUGCUGGUGAAUAUUGCUUUUUUCUAAGGGUCCUUGAAACAUGGAGACAUUUGUUUGCUUUAAUUAAUUUGAGAUUAACAUGCGCCCGAAACAGGCUUACAAUCAGAGACACUAUUGUAGAGUCAUCAGCAUAUUAAAGUAGAGCAGGAGCAUUGUUAAAAGAAAUUUCUAGGUCAUUCAAAAAUAUAUUAAGUAGAUAAGGCCCGCUUACACUUCCUUGGGUGGUCCCCUUGUUAACGACCUUCCAGUUGCAGAGGUGAUUAUUAUAGAAACUUUGCUGUUACCUAGCAACCAAGAAGCUAUGGUACCAAUUAACGAUGUAAGGAUUGAGGAAAGUUGCUAAGUCUAGCUGAUAACUUGCUAUGAUUUACGGAAUCAAACGCUUUGCUAAAAUGCAUUGUAAACAAACGAACUGCCUUACAGUCGUCGUUGUCUAGUUGUCUAUAUACAUGGUGUUGAAUAGAUAAUAAGCCGUUUGUGCAGUUACCCCCUUGCCUGUGUUCAAAUUGGCUAGGGCUAAGGCUAUUUUCUACAACCGCUUUUACAUGGGUGUGGUACACAACUUUUUCGAAUGUUCUUGCGAUCACGGACGUGACUUUGAUGCCUCAGUAGUCCGAAUCCUCUUUGGGGAUGUCGAACUUCGGUAGGGGGUUGAUGUUCGCCCUCUUCCAAGAGUCCGGCCAGGUGUGAGUUGACAGCGACAAAUUCCAGACUUGGGUUAUAACCGGCGUUAAUAGUUCGGCAUAAUAAAAAACUUAACCACUAACGUAACAACUUUGCGACCAUUAAUGUAACAAACUCAAAGAGAACAGCUGAUUGGCUAUUUAGAAUUAUUAGGAUUUAUAAAAAAUCCCCCUGCUCUGAUGUCAGGCAUUGCUGUUUCAACGAAAUAAGUCGUUUAGGACUUGUUCUAUACCCAAAGAUUUGAUUGCCAAGGCACAGUGGCUCAAAAAUGCUGCAAAACGUUAACUCUUGUGGGGAAGUUUUAACGACCAGUCUGAAAGUGACAAUGUUGAGUGACCUUGUAAAUAGGGGAGACUCCCUACAGUUCUCUACAUAGCAGGGCUCUGCCUUAAAGGGGCACUGAACAUUAUUUUUUUUACACUGAAGUCGUUUGCAUGAGAUGGAUACCUUUUCUUCGAAAAAAUGGUAGAGUAAUGGGUUUACGUUUUCAAAGAAAUUGUGGUGUUGUGUCAGUUGGGGAAUGAUUUAAAAAUUAAGGAUUUUGAACUCAGGGCAAUGCCUCCUCAGGGACCUCAAGCACAAGCAUUAACAGUCUCUGAUUCGCCAGUUUAUCAUGCAUUUGCACGCCAUCGGAUUUACAACCCCGAUACAAAUACAACAUAUACUUCCUCAAGUAAUACACCAUCCAAAGUAGUAAACAUGUUAAACAUGGAUGCCUGCGAGAAUAACUGUCACUGAGCAGCUUGGCCGAGCCUUAACCUAGAACUCUAGAAGCACAUAUGCAACAGUCGACGCGUUUUGUUACUUUCAACACAGGUAGCCCAAUUUCGAAAUAAUGGGUAUCGGCGAACAGCGGCCAUGUUGCGUAACAUUCGAAAUAUAAAGAUUUGUAUGGGAAAAAAUUUAUCGUUUCCGUGACCUACGAAAAGGAUUUCAAUAAAAAACAGCUUACCUUGCAUAAAGUGUGUACUACGUCUCUCUUGUGAGUCCAUGGGCCGAUUUAAGGCCGUUUUAUGGGUUGUACUGUAAACGGUUUUCUCUCUAUAUAAAGGUUUACCAAGGCUGGGGACUCCAGCGAAGCGGCCCGACGGAUCCACCGAAGGAAAACGGCCGGAAAUUCGCUCCAACGGCUCCAGUCGCCUCCAAAUUCCGCCUAGUUAACACACGAUAGUUCUGCUUUCCACUCGUGAUUUUGCUUCAAGACGCCUUUGCAUCGAGAACGAAUCAAAGGUCGCCAAUCUCUUCAACCUUUCCCGUCUGAAGCCAUUGACAGAACCUUGGUUUGAACUCCGCGUUACCGUUGAAAGAUAGCGACACGGCCUGAGACUCAAAUUACUCACAGUCGGGGUGGGAGACAGUCUCUUGCUCCCGUUGACAUCAAUACCCGAGAAAGAAAACAACAAUUUACCUUGAAUCUCGGACUUAGAUCCUCCAAAAAACCUCGCUCACUCGGGUUUUCUUCUGAGCUCCCAGCCGCGAACAAAACAGUGAGGAAUUUCUUCAGGGCAAAUUUGUCAAAUUUGUCGCUCGAUCAUUUGACUUUUCUUCAAAACGACAACUGAGUAUUUUCUUCAACUUCCACUUUUCAUUUGCACAUAUUAUCGGUGCAUGUUAAACCGCACAGGAGAGCAGAUUUGCUUAAUAUUUGCCUCAAUUUUACCGCGCUCGCGUUUCUUCGCGUGCACCAACGGGCAAAUAGUAGAUGGCUAACUGACCAAUCAGAGCACGCGCUUUACUUUUGUUAUGUUAUAAAUAAACCUUGUAUGCAGUAGUUUUUGUUUAUUCUUAGGUAUGCUUUCUGCCUUAAAUACUUGAAUUUAGAGUUCUCUUUUUUCUUUUUUCUGCUACCAAGACAUACUCUUCUCCUCUCCUGGGCGACUUUGAGUGAUUAAUUUCCUUGUCUUAAACCCUUACAGAAAAUAUGCAAGAUCUACGUGGAGCAAGCGUACAAACGCCUAUACCAAGGCCAUCAAGAGAAGUACGGCAGCACGAACGAGAUUUAGAGAGGCAGCUCAGAGAGAUGCGGCAACGCGAAGAAAAUUUGCAAAGACACUUGAGGGAGUUACAGCAAAACUCGCAAAGACAGCAGCAACGUGAAGGAAACCUUCAAAGGCAGCUGAGAGAGACACAGCAACGUGAAGAAAACUCACAAAGGCAGCUGAGGGAGACACAGCAACGUGAAGAAAACUUACAAAGGCAGCUGAGGGAGACACAGCAACGUGAAGGAAACCUUGAAAGGCAGCUGAGGGAGUCACAGCAACGUGAAGAAAAUUUGCAAAGACAGCUGAGGGAAAAAGACCAGGAAGUAAAUGAACUAGAGUUAAGUCUUUCAUUAGCUCAGCAAACAAUCAGUGAACAACGACGACAGGAAACAUGCGACUGGGUUAUUUCCCGUAAUGAAAUUCAGAUGACAGAGAAUUGCCUAGGGAGGGGUGGUUGGGGAAGUGUCAAUGAAGGUACCUACUGUGGCUGUACUGUGGCAGUGAAGCAAAUCCAUGACCUAAUUCUAUCCCGCCAUAACAGGCUUUUAUUUGAAAGAGAAAUGAAUAUUGCUUCAGCUUGCCGCCAUCCCUGUUUGCUACAGUUUAUUCGCGCCACAAAUGAUGAAGGAAGUCCGCUAUUUGUGACAGAGCUCAUGGAGAAAAGUUUGCGAACUUUGUUUGAAGAGCGGCCGCUUUCCAAAACAGAAAUACGCGUCAUUUCUCUGGAUGUGGCUCGUGCUCUUAACUAUCUUCAUCAGAAGAAACCAUCACCAAUCAUUCACCGGGAUGUCAGCAGUGCCAAUGUGUUGCUAUGGCGACAGGGUGACCAAUGGAGAGGCAAAGUGUCAGAUUAUGGCACUGCUAAUUUCAUGCAGCAGACCAUGACAGUGGCUCCUGGAGCUAUGAUUUAUAGCGCACCUGAAGCACUUUCGUCAAAUCAGACUCCUAAGGUUGGUAAUCGUUUGUUUCAGAUCUGA
Molecule: messenger RNA, 6144 nt
Organism: Porites lobata
Lineage: Eukaryota; Metazoa; Cnidaria; Anthozoa; Scleractinia; Poritidae
Source: the annotation of a GenBank genome assembly